Molecule: messenger RNA, 7844 nt
Organism: Nothobranchius furzeri (turquoise killifish)
Lineage: Eukaryota; Metazoa; Chordata; Actinopteri; Cyprinodontiformes; Nothobranchiidae
Product: E3 ubiquitin-protein ligase TRIM35
Biological process (GO): protein ubiquitination
Cellular component (GO): cytoplasm
Molecular function (GO): zinc ion binding; ubiquitin protein ligase activity; protein binding
Source: RefSeq, a predicted model, not a curated record
AUGAACUCCAUCUUAGAGCCCACUGGUCCCUCCCAUGAGUUUUGGACUCAGUGCAUCCAGGUUUGCUCCCAGGUAUCAGAUGGCUUCUCACUUCAGGCUUUUCUUUUUGGUCCAUUUCGACCUUGAUGCACAAGAAAGGAGACAACAUUCAUCACCUGUAUCGUUUAAUUUGCUACAUUUACUUAGAAUGCAUUUGAGUGAUUUUAUAGCAAAUCUUUGUUAAUUUCACAGUUUUAAAUCAAAUUAUCUCAUUUGUUUUCAAAAGAUUGUACAUUAUCACUCAAACCAUAAAUGUUUCUACCACCCUCUGACAAGACAAGGGUUGGUGCAAAUGAACUUAAGCACAAACCAUGUACACCUCCAUGAACUUUAAUGAGCUACACACACCUGUCAUUAAUCUGCCACUUUUUCAAACUUGACUUUUUCAAUAUUUUCUGAUACUUUAUCCCUCUUAAUGUCUCAUCUCAUCCAACUCACAUGCUACUUUAAUGCUUUUUCUUCAUUCUCUGCACAGCUUAUAGAAAAGUUGUCCUGUACUCUGUACAUGAACACAUGAGACUAAUUAAAAUUCUUGAAUGCCUUGAAUACCAUGAGAUAAUGAGCAAUAAGAUCAUGUAUGGUAUAGUAUGAUUUUGAUUUCAAUUGCCAACAACUUACUCUAAAACAGAAAGUCGGGUAAAGCACAAACAGUUUAUAAGCUGCUUGAAAGACAAUAAAAAGAGCAAGUCUUCUGUCCGUGGCUUCAGUGAGUUUAGCCGUAUUAAAAAGCACAAGAAAAACGACUGAAUUGCUGAACCAAGUCUGUGAAGUAUGUAUUUCAAACAGCAGCAACCUAAAGUCAAAGCAUCGUCUGUCAUGUUGGGUGGCAAUUUCUUGACGCACGACAUGCAGAAUCAAUUCUCGGAAACAGGUCAAUGUAAAAAGGUUUUAUUGUAAAUGAGUAACUAAGAGGAGUAACGGGGACAGAUGAAGCUCUGCGGUGGUAGCAGGAUUCCAGGGCGAGAUUCUGAGGAGGGAGACAGAGUGAAUAUCCGGUGGCGGUGGGAAUAAUCUGAGAAUUUGUAGUUAGGCGGGAGCUUACCGUUUUCCGGUAGAGACAAAUAUAUGGGGAGGGGUUGGUCUGGCCCGGGUGAGCUGCGGAGAUCCAGAAGGCGAUGAAAAACUAUUUUUCCAGGGAUGAGGUAGGAGCGGAGGUUGAUGAGUGCAGGUGAGCGGCUGAGAGUGGGCGGCCAGGGGAGGAGAAAGUGUGAUCUGGGUUGCAGGAGUCCGAGCUGGUUAUGGAGAUGGUGGAGUGUGGAGCGAAACCUGGAGGGGAGCAGGGAAGAGUAGUCAGGGCUUUUCUGGCGGCAGGAUAUCCAGCAAAAUUCACAGGAUCAAGUAAAGCACACAGGAACUAGCACACACACACAAAAAAACCAUACAGGAUCGAGACCAGUUAGAGGCUAGAGCUACCCAGAGUAAUCAUCCGGCGUGGUGUAGUGUUUGGGUUGGUGUUUUUGUGAACAGGGAUGUGACGUCAUGUGAGAUGAGUUUGUCAUUAUCUUCUAUUGUAAUCUCUUUUGGUUCUUUUGCCAGUUCUAUGCUAUAUUUGCAGUGUUAGUCUGUGUUGCCUAACGGGCUGAUGAUUUUGCUGAUUUCUUUUGCCAUGUUGUAUGUUGGUGUACCUAUGCUGUCUACUUUUAGUCUAAGUGGGGUGUUGUGUUUGUGUAUUUUUGGAGUUCUGUAGAUUCUUGGUAUUAUGUUUGCUGUAGGAAUCCAGUGUUUGUACAUUUUUUCUGUUAUUUUGCCUUUUUCUUGUAAUGGCUUCAGUCAUUUUUUCAUGUUUUUCUUAAUGUUUUCCGUUGGGUCUUCUUUAAGUAUUUUAUUUGUAUGAAGAUGUUUGCAGCUGCAAAUGAAACGUCAGCAAGGUAAAGAAAAACCUUAUCUGUGUUUAAAAAAGAGCCAAAAAUGGAAUUAGAAGACAAACACAGCAAGAACGUACAAAAGUUGAAUAACCUGUGCUUAAAUCAAUGAAUUUGAAAUGAAUAUUGUUCUUACAAUGAUUCAUUUAUAUCACAAAUCACUGUGUGUUUGAUUUAACAAGUCCAUCAUUGCUUACACUCUUACACAUUACAAUAAGUUACAUACGAAGGUUAAAAACAUUUUUGUAUCUGAAGGAAGGCGUGGCUUUCUGAGGAAUGUUUUGGUAAAGCCUUCCAGAGAUGGCACAUUCUGAUUUGCCAGAAUGUCCAGAAAUUAUAACAAGGUAGUUUAAUAAAACAGGAAUUACUUCCCGAGUAAUUCAGUUUCUGGCGGAGUUCCGAACCGGCCAAAUCAGAUCAAGCAUCCUUGAGACAUCUCUUUGACAUACAGUCAAAACCCGUUUGCACGAUGCAAGCUGACACAGCCAGACGGCUCCCUAAGAGCCACAUCCACUUUGGACGCAAACAAGCAUUCCAGCUACUGUUGUGACCUGGAGACAUCUCAAGACUGUACGGGUCGUAUCGGAGUUUAAUCUACGAAAUCCCAGUGCCGUGAGGUCCACUCGACUUCUGACAGUCCGGAUUGCUGGGGGUCUCUACCAGGGUUUGUAGACACAAAAGAUUGUGUUUGAUGCUGUUUAAUUAAUAAUCAACUCAUUUUAUAGCAGACAACUAAUUCUUUUACACCCAGAUUUCAUAAUUUCUUUCAGAUACAAAGAUUCUGAUAAACAUCUAGAUUACAUGACACCACCUCACACAUCACAUUCCAUCACCGCAUAUCCACUCCAUCACAUCUCAUUAUUCAUAUCUUGUCAUGUAUAAUCAGUUGUUUAGAAAAGAAUAAAAUUCCUUUUUAACUAUACUUGACUCUGUCUGAAGUAAUACAAAGUGUGUUUAUGGUCCCUGAGCAAGUAAAUUUAAUCUUGAGAUUAAACAUUCAAAUAUCAAUCAGAUUGAUAUUUCAUAUUUAUAUGGAAUCAUCACAUCUUAUUGGUCAUAAUUAAUUUGCAGUUGUCACGUUAUAAAGUGUGACCGCUACAGUGGUCAUACAAAAUAAUAGAUGUAGUAGUUUCUGUUGCAGGGUGUAUUCCUUUUUGCUUCAACCCAUUUCAGGAAAACUGCAGAUUUUCUGAUCUAAGUUAUAUAUUAUUAACCUUAAUUUCAUGUUAAGGAGUUAAACAAGUGUUUAAUAAAACGCAGCCUUGUGAAAAUUCUGGAAAUUGUCCUUCUGUUCAUUGAGCUACUGAUUAAAUUCGUACUUUUUAAGGGGGUGUACUCAUUUAUGCUGAGCACUGUAGUGCAUUAUUAGGCAUUAAUAAAGUAUUAAAGUAUGAACAACUGCUUAACCAUAUUACAUAAAGCGUUACUAGUAGACACCCCCCUAGCCCUUUAACCUAACCAUAGAUAAUAAUAACGUUAUUAAAGGGACCCUUACUGUAAAGUGUUACCAACAUUUUAAACACAAGAAAUAACAAUUAUAUAAGUUCUCUAUUCUAAAAGAAAAUAUUUCGGAUUGAAAAGAUUUCAUUAUGUCUAAAAUUCAAGUCAUAAUUUUUUUUUUUGUUUUUUCAGUAACUAAUGUUGGCUACCCCAAAUACUUCAACAACUCUUGGAGUGUUUUUCCAUGAAGUCAAGAUUUCUGAGCUUUUGUUUGGUGUCUAAAGAUUUGGGUUUUGAACUAGAACAUAUUCAGGACGUGUGGAAUUCAAAAAACAAGGAAAAUUUGUAUUUCUGAAACCAAAUGCUUUAUGUCACACCUAGAGUGGAUGAUUUUAUAAGUGGUUUGAUUUACAAACGGAAUAAAAGUGUACUUGAUGAUAAAAAUGUGCUUUCCUGGUCAAGAGUUUGACGAAUACAUCUUUUUGGUUUUACCUGGUUUUCGGUGCGCGGGGCGUGUGCGGCUGCGCAGACAAAUACACACUCUGAUUGGUCAGCAUUCCAUUUUGCCCCACCUCUAUUUUCAAACGCGUUCAUUUGAUUGGUUCUCGUUUGUUCGUUUUCUUUCGUCCCUGAAGAAUGGAAUGAACAUUACUUUACUGGUUCCUGUGAUUAGCGUAUCGCCUCUAAUGGAGAAUUUAACAUUGUAUGGAAAAGAGUUGGUGCAAGUAGGUAAGUUUAAAUAUUUAGGAGUAAUAUUUGAUAAAAAGUUAAUAUGGAAGGAUGAUAUAAAUGAAAUGGAGAAAAGAUGCAAAAAAGCAAUAAAUAUAAUGAGGUGUGUGAGAGGAUAUGAUUGGGGGGGCUAGUGCUCAGGUAUUAAAUUACAUGUACAGUGCAAUGAUACGAUCAGUGAUAGAUUGUAGUUCAGCAUCUAAAAUAUUAAUGAAAAGGAUUGAAAUCAUACAAAGUCAAGCAUUAAGAGUGUGUUGUGGAGCAAUGAAAACUACACCUAUUGUGGCACUACAGGUAGAAAUGGGAGAGAUACCAAUACAGCUUAGAAUAAAACAGAUAGCUUUAAAUUAUUGCACAAGUAUACAAGGGUGUGAGGACAACGAACACAUGGCGAAAAGGGCACUGGGUCCGUGUUGGGAAAAUGAGAAAUUGAAGAAGGAAUAUGGUAGCUGGAAAGUGCAAGAUUGGGCAAAAGAGAGUAAGAUCCAAGAUAAAGUACAAAUUAAACAGUUUUUAUAUACAGUUAAUCCAAAAUGGAUAGUUCCGGAAGUGUGUGUUGAUAGUAUUUAUGAUAAAAUGAGAAGCAGUGGGGGAAAAGGAAAUUGGGAUAAAAUUACAGCAGAUAGAUUAAAAAGCUAUGAGUCUUUUGUGCAUAUAUUUACAGAUGGAUCAAAGGAACUGGUAGGGGAAAAAACGGUUUUGCAUUUGUAAUACCACAUAUAGGAGUAGUAGUUAGGGAAAAAACUCCAGAUCGUUUAUCUGUGUACACAGUGGAGAUGAUAGCUAUAUUAUUUAGUCUUCAAUGGAUGGAACAAAAUAGAAUUAAAAAAGGAAUUAUAUGUACUGAUUCGUUAUCUGUAUUAGUGUCAGUUGAAUUAAUGUCUACCAAGAGUCGAAUAGAUGUAUUAUAUGAAAUAUAUGAGACCAUAUAGAUUAAGGAAACUGGGUACAGAAGUUAAAUUUUUAUGGGAGCCGGCACAUAGAGGAGUAGAAGGAAAUGAAAUGGCAGAUUAUUUUGCAAAAAAAGGCAAUAAGAGAGAGAGAAAUAAUAAAUAUUGCAUAUAGUGCUGCUGAAAUUAAAUUAAUCUUAAAGUGCAUAUAAUGGAAGAGUGGCAAAGAAUGAAAGGGGAGAGAAAGGAAGACAUUUGUUUCAGAUACAAGGGAAAGUAGGAACAUGGAAAAAUAUAAGAAUGAAUAGUAGAGAUCAAAGGAUGGGGCAUACUGGGCUUAAUAAUACAAUGCAUCUGAUAGGGAAACAUCCCACCAGUUUGUGUGGAUGUGGAGUGGGGGGAGAAACAGUGGAACAUGUUUUGUGUGACUGCAUAAAAUAUGAGGAAAGUAGAGGACAACUCAGGGAGAAAUUAAGAGACAUAGGAGGUGGAGUGAUGACUGUAAGGAAUUUGGUGAAGAAAGGAAUUAUAAGUUGGUUGUUGGGUAUCUAAAGCACUGUGGUCUGUUGAAUAGAAUUUACUUUUGUUUUGUUGUUGUUUUUUUCGCUCUUACUCCGACUCACACUCCAGCACAGUAGGUGGCGGAAAUGCACCUAGAAGUUAGAUGCCACCCGCCAAUAAACAAGAAGAAGAAGAAGAAGUGUGUCGCCUCGUUUCGCUCCACGGAGCAAGUUUACCUGAAACUGAUGCAAAUAAUUUGCGAAGCGACUCAAAGUCAUUGAAGCAGGAAGCAGAAGUUUUGCUGAGAGAAGACCCUGACGCGCUCGUUUGACACAAGAUGGCGUCUGCAGUGAUAGAGGAGGAGCUCAGCUGUCCUGUGUGCCAGGACAUCUACAAGGACCCCGUCCUGCUGUCCUGCAGCCACAGCUUCUGUCGGGAAUGUUUGGAGAAAUGGUGGAGGCUUAAAGACACACGUGAGUGUCCUGUGUGCAAGACCACAUCAGACCGGAAGCAGCCAACAAGUAACUUGGUGUUGAAGAACACGUGUGAGGCGUUUUUACUGGAGCGGGAGAGACAAACCUCAGCAGAGGUUGAUCCUUUGUGUCGCCGGCACUCAGAGAAACUCAAGCUGUUCUGUCUGGACCACAAUGAGCUGGUGUGUCUCAUCUGCAGGGACUCGGAUGUCCACAGAAACCACAGGUUCAGACCCAGCAACGAGGUGUCCCGGGACCGCAAAGAGGAGCUGCAGAAGUCCCUCACACCCCUGCAGGACAAACUGGGGGUUUUCAAACGUGUCAGGGAAAAAUAUGAAGAAACUGCAGAAUACCUCCAGGUUCAAGUCCGACACGCUGAGGCAGAGAUCCAGUAUGAGUUCAAGAGGAUGUACCACUUUCUGCAGAAGGAGGAGGCGACCAGGAUUGCUGCUCUGAAGGAGGAGGAGAGGAGCAAGCGUCUGAUGGUGAAGGAGAAGACCGAUAAUCUCGAUACAAAGAUUUCAGCUCUUGCUGAUGCAAUCAAAGCCACAGAGACUGAGAUGACAUGUAACGAUGUCACUUUUCUGCAGAACUAUGAAGCUGCAGUGGAGAGAGUCCAGUCCUACUCCCUGCAUCCAGACCCACAGCCAAUUCCAGGAGCUCUGAUCAAUGAGGCCAAACAUCUGGGCAAUUUGGGCUUCAGUGUCUGGAGAGGGAUGAAGGGGUUGGUGUCCCACACACCUGUGGUUCUGGAUCCAAACACGGCUGAAGCAGGACUCAUCCUGUCCAGCAACCUGACCCGGGUGAGUCGAGGAGAGAAAUGGAAAGUUCCUGAUAACCCUGAGAGGUUUGAGUGUCAUGGGGUCGUCAUGGCCUCUGAGGGCUACGUGGAAGGUAUUCACAGCUGGGUGGUUGAAGUCGGAGACAACACGGCCUGGUUUGUCGGCGUGGCAACAGAAACCUUUCAAAGGAAGGGACGCGUCAACAUCAGGUCUGGAUUGUGGGCUGUAGCUUUUUCCAAAGGGAAUUACAGCAUCAUCUCCCAUCAGAGUCCCACCAUUUACCACCCAAAGAGGAAGCUGUGGACCAUCCGUGUCCAGCUGGACUUGGAGAAAGGGAGCUUGACGUUUUCCGAUCCCAUCACAAGAACCAACAUCCAUAGCUUCUCUCACUCCUGGACUGAGAGGUUGUUCCCUGUGUUUUACACAGGAAGUGAAAUCCCUCUGCAGAUCUUACCAGUGGUGUUGCGCAAUGAUGGACCGUAUGAUGACAGUGAUAAUGACUGGGAUGAAGGGGAUGAUCGGGACAGGAAUGGAACAUCAGACAAGCAGCAUCAACAAGCUGAAUAAGAAAUAACUCUGUAAUAAUACUGUUAUGUUUGGCAUCUCAAAGUUGUAGUUUGUUAAAGAUUCAAUAAUUUUAAAGGAGAGCCUGAAGUUAGACGAACAUUUUAUUUUGAAAGGGUUUGUUUUGAAAUAAUGAGGUUCAGUUUUAGCGAAUUAAAAGAGGUCAGCUGCAGGAAGCUGCUCGGUUUUUAUCUUCUUUUAACUGAAACAGUUUUGAAGCUGUGCAGCGUUUUAAUCAAAACAAAUUUUUCAGAGAAAUGGCUCCAAAUAAGGAAACCUGCGUUACGAUGAAGUAGAAAUCAGGAUGGAAAGAAUCUCCUAAAACAGCACGACUCAGAACAUUGAAUCAGCCUGAGUAAGACCAAAUCUCAACAGGAAAUGCCAAUUUAUUGUGUAAUUUGUUAGUUUAUAGAAAUAAAAAAGAAUUUUCAGUUUUUACAUUUAUAUUCAGACAUUCUCUUUAUAUUUCAGAAGCUGAUUAUAACACUUCUCUGUUCUAUUAGUGUUCUGUUAGAACCUUUUCAUCUGAGAAUAAAAUGAAAUAAACAUGCUGUCUGAAAUAUG